Messenger RNA from Boleophthalmus pectinirostris (great blue-spotted mudskipper), 1917 nucleotides. It is a transcript of the gene lratd2a, whose product is annotated as LRAT domain containing 2a. Bases 427 to 1257 code for a protein of 276 amino acids. The transcript has a single exon. The record is from RefSeq and is a predicted model, not a curated record. Lineage: Eukaryota; Metazoa; Chordata; Actinopteri; Gobiiformes; Gobiidae.
AGCGAUGCUGAGCCCGGGCCAUUGAGAGAUCAGUCUCCGAUCCAGACGCACCAUCACUGGCUCAGCAUUACACUCAUGGUUUACCUUGAUCAGCUUACCUGGGACUGUUUUCUUUACUUGAUUCUUGUUUGUGUACGGAACUAGAGCAACAAGUAAAGCACGGCCGAAUAUCAGAAGCCUAACCCGUGAACGUGUAGACAGUUCCAGCUCAACUCCACUUGUUGAUGUUGAGGCAUUUCGUGCGUAAUUUGGUUCAAACGAAUGCUCUACGGAAAAAAGAAAGUUUAAAGUGGUUGUGUUUGGCUGGCAGGUGGUGAUGUCUGAUGAGUAGGCAGUUGUUUUUUCGGCUCGUAUUACACGCUCACACGCGAGGCUGCCGCAGGUGGAGAGAGCCGUGAGCGCGCAAGAGGAGACGGAGGAAGCGGUAUGGGUAGCCAGAUGGACAAGUUGUCUCAUUUAAGUUACGCUGAAGUUCCGACGGUGGACCCAAACGGCGUGGACACAGAGGACGGACCGCGCAUUGGUGUUUCGUACAUAUUUUCCAACGAUGACGACGAGCUGGAGGAAGGCAGCGCGGUGGACGGCUCGCACACGGACCCAAACCAGGAAGAGAAGCACUUCAACCCGGGGGACGAAGUGGAGUGCGCCGUGUACAACCGGGGUGAGUGCAUCUACGAGAAGAGCACCAAAUCCACCAGCCUGAACGUGUACUCCCCGGAGAACCUGCUAAAUAAAUGCAAAGCGGGAGACUUGGUGGAAUUUGUAGCCACGGGGCAGUACCCGCACUGGGCCGUGUACGUGGGGGACUUUCAGGUGGUGCACUUACACAGAGCGGAGGUCAAAAACAGCUUUCUGACUGAUGCGAGCCAAGGGAGACGGUGCAGGAUUGUGAACGACUUUUAUAAAUUGAAACCUCUCGGAGCGGAUAUGGUGGUGCAAAACGCCAUGGAGCAGGUGGGACUCAAGGACCGAGAAUUGAGUUGGAGGAAUUCUGAGUGUUUUGCGGCAUGGUGCAGAUUUGGAAAGAGGGAGUUUAAAAUGGGAGGAGAGAUACGCAUAGGCAAACAACCAUACAGGUUAAAAAUAUUUGUAUCGGACAAGCGCUCGCACGUGUUGGAGUUUCAGAGUCUCGAGGACAUGGUUAUGGAGAAGCGCAGGAACGACCAUCUGGGCAGGACAGCCGUGUUACAGGAGCUGGCGGGGCACCUGAGCAGCGUGGAGGAGGUGGAGAGGGAGCCCGCUAAUGACAACCACUGACCCAGAGCCAAAAGAGCGCAUUUACCACCUGCUUUUUAAUCUGUAGCAAACUGCCAUUGUCCAGAAUGUUGUUUUCAUAUGAAUGUCAGGUUAUUGCCUUAAAGUACCAUCAUAGCAGUGGUUCUCAAGCUGCAAAAAUAACCACCUAUUUUGUUAUCUAUUUCCAAGUAGUUUAUUACAUUGUCAACACAACUAGAUACAAUACUGGCAUUACUGCCCUCAAACUUAAUAAGGAUUUGACUCUACUAAAUGAAUGGUUAGAUAGCAGGAUCAGAAGUGUACUGGACUGAGGUGAAUGGUUGCUAUGGGUGAUGUGAUAACCAUAAUUUUCCUAGUUGUUUAGAUUUCCAAGUAGUUUAUUACACUCUAAAGAGGUCAGCGCAAACAGAUACGUUUAAAAGUGGCAUUGCUGCACCAAAACUUGGCAUAUUUUUAUGAAGCUAUUAAACUAUUAAACCAUUGCAAAACCAGAAUGUAAUCAAGGUACAGGAGUGGGCUUCACUUCAAAACUGGAACAGGAAAUGAAACAGAAAAUUGCUCUAAAUCAAACAAUGAACCUUAAGAAACCCUGACUGGUACCAUUUGAGAACCAAUGCUCUCAUGUCAAUGGCCUUACUCACAUGGAAGCGGAGCGAUAAUUAAACCAUUGAACUAAUUACU